This is a messenger RNA of Monascus purpureus, 399 nucleotides long. Lineage: Eukaryota; Fungi; Ascomycota; Eurotiomycetes; Eurotiales; Aspergillaceae. The record is from the annotation of a GenBank genome assembly.
AUGGAUGUCAUCAAUCGGGGCCUGCCUGCCUGGGAAGACCGGGCUCAAGCCAAAAUCGACCGGCUUCAAGCUGAACUGGAUAAACAACGUACCGAAACAAACCAACUUCAAUCUGACAAGAAUGCAUUGCAGCAAGAAAAUCUGGAACUUAUGAAAGUUCGCGUUAUGAAGUGCAAAGUAUGUAAUGGUCAGCCAGAUCGCUGGAGGAAGUUUCUAUGUGGGCACAUGUUUUGUGAAGACUGCAAGAUGUAUCAUGUCUCUCCACUCCGCAUCCUGCGCCAUUUGCGGACAGGCUAUUACUGGAUACAGUAUUGUCUAUCCCUUUGCCGGAUGAGUGAGUGGUCUCCUGUUUAUGUGGCUGUCUUGAAUAAUAACGGUUUCAUAUACCGUAAAAGCUGA